Molecule: messenger RNA, 1512 nt
Organism: Metarhizium album ARSEF 1941
Lineage: Eukaryota; Fungi; Ascomycota; Sordariomycetes; Hypocreales; Clavicipitaceae
Product: glutathione synthetase large chain
Exons: 3
Coding region: 1-1512 (503 amino acids)
Biological process (GO): glutathione biosynthetic process
Cellular component (GO): cytosol
Molecular function (GO): glutathione synthase activity; glutathione binding; ATP binding
Source: RefSeq, a predicted model, not a curated record
AUGGGCACGGGCCGCGACGUUGAGCCUUGCCAGCAGUAUCCGCCAGCAACAACAGCUGAGGAACUCAACCACCUUGUCGAGGUCAUCAAGGAUUGGUCAAUUGGCAAUGGUCUCGCGGUUCGGACGCCGCCCGCGGUCAUUUCCCCGGAAGCAGAUCCAACCAAGAUAACUGCUGUGCCCGCACCUGUGACACUGUUUCCGACGGCCUUUCCCCGGCAAGCCUUCAUGCAAGGUCAGAAGGCGCAAAACGCAUAUAACGAGUUGGUUAUUGACGGUGAUGACUUUGUCCGCGAUUUGUGGGCGGUUCAUGAGACUGUCAAGUCAGAGGGAUACACACAGCCGCUCUCGCUGGGUCUCUUCCGAUCUGAUUACAUGGUCCAUGAGGACAAGUCUAGCGAGCCGCCCGCGGCUCAGGCAAAGCAGGUAGAAUUCAACACCAUUGCCGCGUCUUUCGGCGGCCUAUCUGUAUGCACCUCCAAGCUGCACAAGUUUCUGGCAAAGACCGAGUAUCCUCUCAUCAGCCAGCCCCUGGCUCCAGGAGCCCUGGAUCUUCCCGAGAACAAUGCCAUCAGCGGUUUGGCUGGCGGGAUCGAGGCGGCUUAUCAUGCGUAUGGAGACUCCGAAUUGGGACACGACAAGUGUGUCAUCUUUCUAGUCCAAGGUGGCGAGCGCAAUGUCUUCGACCAGCGCCAUCUAGAGUAUCAAAUAUCCAAGUCGACGCCGACCAUACCCGUCUUCCGGCUAGCCUUCACCGACAUCAUGGAGCACACGUCUCUUGCCAAAAGUUGCAAGCGCCAGCUUCUCUAUGCUCUCCCCACAAACAGGAGCAAGGUUUUUGAGGUUGCUGUUGUCUACGUCCGAGCUGGCUAUGGUCCUGGGGACUAUCCGGAUCAGCAAACCUGGGACGCUAGAUGUCACCUUGAACGCUCGCAUGCCAUCAAGUGCCCCACAGUCCUCACGCAAGUAGCUGGCAUCAAGAAAGUACAGCAGAUCCUCGCAACUCCUCGACCGUUAUCUGAGCCAUCGAUCCUCAGUAAAUUCAUACAAGAUGACACGCCAUCUGCCGUUGCCCUAUGGAACACGUUCACCAACAUUUACCCAAUGGACACGUCGGACGUGGGCUUGGAGGCACGAAAGAAGGCUCUCGACCCCGAGCAGUGCGUCGACUAUGUUUUGAAGCCACAGAGGGAGGGCGGCGGAAACAACAUCUACGGAAGCGCGAUUCCCGAUUUCUUGAAGCAAGUGCCAGAUGCUCACUGGAAUUCAUACAUUCUCAUGGAGCUUAUCAAAGCGCCAGCAGAAAUCAACCUCAUACUGCGCAACGGAAAUGUUGAAAACGGUAGAGUAAUUUCUGAGCUUGGGAUAUACGGCACAUGUCUUUGGAACCAAGAGACGGGAGAGGUCAUUCGAAAUGAACAGGCAGGCUGGUUGCUCAGAACCAAGGGUGAAGACAGCCAAGAGGGCGGCGUUGCUGCUGGAUACGGUUGCAUGGACAGCGUGUCACUGAUAUAA